GGAAGAAGAAACAGAAUGAUCACAAGAAAGUAAUUACAAACCGGCAGUGAACUUGCCGUGGCACUCGGGCGACCGGCGAACGCUAAGAAAAUUUACGUUAGCGUCAGAAAGCUAUGUUGCUUGGCGACCAAUCCGGGGGAUGGUAAAAUCGGGCGCGCGCCUCUCCUAUCUUUUUUAGUGGGGCCCCGAACCACCACCCCACCAACACCCCUAAAAGGCUAACGAAGACUGCGAUACGGCGCGCGCAGCCGAGGCAGUGACGUCGCCCCUCCUGCCGCCGGCGACGAAAGUGUUCCGAACGCCAGCAUCACAGGCGGCGAUACCCUUGUAUGGCGGCCGAUAUUUUUGGACGCGCGCGGCGGGGAAGAAUAUAGAUAGCGGGCACUAGCCGUUGGUCUUCAGUCGCUGCUAGCACACUGUGCAGAGAGGCACGCCGGAGCUAAGUGUUGUUCGAGGACUGAGACGAGAAGGCAUCCAACAUGUGUGACGACGACGUUGCUGCGCUGGUCGUGGACAAUGGCUCCGGCAUGUGCAAGGCCGGGUUCGCCGGUGAUGACGCCCCCAGGGCCGUGUUCCCGUCCAUCGUGGGCCGACCCCGUCACCAGGGAGUGAUGGUGGGCAUGGGUCAGAAGGACAGCUACGUGGGUGACGAAGCGCAGUCCAAGAGAGGUAUCCUCACCUUGAAGUACCCCAUUGAACACGGCAUCAUCACCAACUGGGACGACAUGGAGAAGAUCUGGCACCACACCUUCUACAACGAACUCCGAGUGGCUCCAGAGGAGCACCCCAUCCUGCUCACAGAGGCUCCCCUCAACCCCAAGGCCAACAGGGAGAAGAUGACGCAGAUCAUGUUUGAGACGUUCAACACGCCCGCCAUGUACGUCGCCAUCCAGGCCGUGCUGUCCCUGUACGCCUCCGGUCGUACCACAGGUAUCGUGCUCGACUCAGGAGACGGUGUCUCCCACACCGUCCCCAUCUACGAAGGUUACGCCCUGCCCCAUGCCAUCCUCCGUCUGGACUUGGCCGGUCGCGACUUGACCGACUACCUGAUGAAGAUCCUGACGGAGCGUGGCUACAGCUUCACCACCACGGCUGAGCGGGAAAUCGUCCGAGACAUCAAGGAGAAGCUGUGCUACGUGGCUCUGGACUUCGAGCAGGAGAUGGCUACCGCCGCCGCCUCCACCUCCCUGGAGAAGUCCUACGAAUUGCCUGAUGGCCAGGUCAUCACCAUCGGCAACGAGCGUUUCCGCUGCCCCGAGGCUCUGUUCCAGCCUUCCUUCCUGGGUAUGGAAUCCUGCGGCAUCCACGAGACUGUCUACAACUCCAUCAUGAAGUGCGACGUGGACAUCCGUAAGGACCUGUACGCCAACACCGUUCUGUCUGGUGGUACCACCAUGUACCCUGGUAUCGCCGACAGGAUGCAGAAGGAAAUCACCGCCCUCGCUCCGUCCACGAUCAAGAUCAAGAUCAUCGCUCCCCCUGAGAGGAAGUACUCCGUCUGGAUCGGUGGCUCCAUCCUGGCCUCUCUGUCCACCUUCCAGCAGAUGUGGAUCUCCAAGCAGGAGUACGACGAGUCCGGCCCUGGCAUUGUCCACCGCAAGUGCUUCUAAGUUAACAACCACGUGACGAUGUGAUAACCACCGGCAACAAGAACAACCGUAACAGCAACAGCAACUUGUCCACGUAUCAGCAACAUUUCAAAUACGUUGUAAGCAGUGACGAAAGAACAGUGUAACGUGGCGCUCACUCAGUUCCUUCCGUGUAAACAGUGUUGAACUGUCAACCCAGUUGUCAAUAAAAUGUUUGUUUCGAUAAAUGUUUUGUAAAAAAACAAAAUUACACCAAAUUUUAAAAGAAAACUGUAAGUACUGAGUUAUUUUUUUUAUAUAAUUUUUAUAAGCUUGUUCAUAUUUAAACCAGUUGAGUGCUUGUUAUGUAACUUAUGAUAAGAGCUUGAUAUUGUGCUGAUAAUAUGAACAAGGUGACACGGGUUCCAGCACACGUUUGGAACUAAUGAAAAUUACAAAAAAUGUAAAUAAACAUUUCCGCUUCGUUACUUUA
Bacillus rossius redtenbacheri is the source of this 2061-nucleotide messenger RNA. Its product is annotated as actin, muscle. NCBI's taxonomy places the organism in Eukaryota, Metazoa, Arthropoda, Insecta, Phasmatodea, Bacillidae. Bases 480 to 1610 code for a protein of 376 amino acids. The transcript has a single exon. Gene Ontology annotation, biological process: mitotic cytokinesis. The record is from RefSeq and is a predicted model, not a curated record.